AUGUGGCUCCUCGACACGGAAGACGGGACGUUCCACCACAUCGACAGGCCGCGCGAGCACCGCUAUGCGAUCCUCUCCCAUGUGUGGGACCUCACCGGGGAACAGUCCUUCCAGGACCUCAUCGCCCUCCAAGCAGAGGCCUCGAAGAAGCAGUCGCGCCUGAAGCGCCUCUUCACUCCCAGCGCCGCCACGCCCGCCGGCGGCGCGCUGUCCCGCGCCUCGGCGAAGAUCCGCGGGUGCUGCGCGCUCGCGCGGCGGCACGGGUACCGCUGGGUGUGGAUCGACUCGUGCUGCAUCGACAAGACGAGCAGCACCGCGCUCUCCGAGGCGAUCAACUCGAUGUACGAGUGGUACGCGGCGGCCGACGCGUGCUUCGCGUUCCUCGCGGACGUGAGCGACGACCACGACCCGCGCCUGCGCGACUCCAAGUUCCGCCGCUCCCGCUGGUGGACGCGCGGGUGGACGCUGCAGGAGCUCAUCGCGCCCGCGACGGUCGUGUUCGUCUCCGCGGAGUGGCGCCUGCUGGGCACGAAGGCGAGUUUGGCCGAUUUGGUGGAGGAGGUCGCGGGCGUCGAGCGCGCGGUGCUCACGCACGCGAAGUCGCUGCACGCGGUGAGCGUCGCGCAGCGCAUGGCGUGGGCGGCGAAGCGGCAGACGACGCGCGUGGAGGACAAGGCGUACGCGCUGCUGGGCCUCUUCGGGGUGAACAUGCCGACGAUCUACGGGGAGGGCGCGAACGCGUUCAUUCGGCUGCAGGAGGAGAUCCUCAGGCAGGUCCCGGACCAGAGUAUCUUCGCGUGG
This is a messenger RNA of Trametes versicolor FP-101664 SS1, 801 nucleotides long. RefSeq names its product HET-domain-containing protein. The record is from RefSeq and is a predicted model, not a curated record. The annotation marks the transcript as partial. NCBI's taxonomy places the organism in Eukaryota, Fungi, Basidiomycota, Agaricomycetes, Polyporales, Polyporaceae. The transcript has a single exon.